Messenger RNA from Cuscuta epithymum, 1770 nucleotides. The record is from the annotation of a GenBank genome assembly. Lineage: Eukaryota; Viridiplantae; Streptophyta; Magnoliopsida; Solanales; Convolvulaceae.
UACACCCUCUAAACACUCAGCUCUGAUCUACUAUCGUAUACUGUAUUAAUUUUCCUUCAAUCCACCUCUCAAGAACCCAUAUAUAUCUAUCACCUCAACUGAGUGAACUAAGAAAAAUGACAGGCUACAAAGGUAUACUAAUGGAAAUGAAAAAGAUUAUCCUUUCACUUAGACAAAACUACUUGAAGCUUGGAUUCCAUUUGUUGAUCAUCCAUGCAGUGUAUAAACUCUUACACCCUCUAUUACUAGGGGCAUUUAAGUCCCACUUCUGUGUCCUUUAUUUCAAAGAAAUGGUCCAAAGGCUGAAUCUUGGACCACUCAUUACAUGCUCAAGUCUUAUGGUUUUCUUGGGUAUGUUCUAUUUCAUGAGUAGGCCAAGGAAUGUGUAUUUAGUGGACUUCUCAUGUUACAAGCCUAACCCUGAGCUGAUGUGCCCUACUGAAAGGUUCAUGGAAAGGUCAAGGCUAGCCAAGGUUUUCACAGAGGAAAAUCUGUCAUUUCAGAAGAAGGUUUUGGAAAGAUCUGGACUGGGACAAAAGACUUAUUUCCCUGAAGCCAUUUUGAUCAGUGUGCCUGAAAAGUCUUGUUUGGAGCAGGCAAGAAAAGAGGCAGAAAUGGUCAUCUUUGGAUGCAUUGAUGAGCUUUUGGGUAAGACUGGGGUGAAAGGGAAGGAUAUUGGGAUAGUUGUGGUUAACUGCAGUGUGUUUAACUCAACCCCAUCACUUUCUGCUAUGGUGGUUAACCAUUACAAGCUUAAUAGCAAUGUGAAGAGUUUCAACCUUAGUGGCAUGGGCUGUAGUGCUGGACUCAUCUCCAUUGACCUUGCCAAACAUCUCCUACAGGCCACACCGAGCACGUACGCGUUAGUUGUCAGUGUAGAGGUUCAAUCCCUCAAUUGGUACUUCGGCAACGACCGGUCCAUGCUAAUGACCAAUUGCAUUUUCCGACUCGGCGGCGCAGCGGUGCUACUCUCGAACCGGCCCUCCGACCGCCACCGGUCCAAAUACAAGUUGGACCUCACCGUCCGCACAAACAAGGGCGCGGACGAGAACAGCUACUCCUGCGUGCUCCAGAGAGAAGACGACGCCGGACGAGUCGGCGUCGCGCUCUCCAAAGAUCUCAUGGCUGUCGCCGGGGAGGCGUUAAAGAUGAACAUCACCACACUCGGCCCGAUCGUCCUCCCCUUCUCCGAACAACUCAUGUUCUUCCUCGCCUUAACGGCGAGGAAGGUUUUCAAGAACAAGAAAAAGAUCAAGCCAUAUAUUCCGAACUUUAAGCUCGCUUUCGAGCAUUUCUGUAUCCACGCCGGCGGGAAGGCGGUUCUCGACGCCAUCGAGAAGAAUCUAGUACUCAGUGAGUGGCACAUGGAACCUUCUAGAAUGACAUUGUACAGGUUUGGGAACACUUCGAGUAGCUCUUUGUGGUAUGAGUUGGGUUAUGCUGAGGGCAAGGGGAGGAUCCGAAAGGGGGAUCGGGUGUGGCAAAUAGCAUUCGGGUCGGGUUUCAAAUGUAACAGUGCAGUUUGGCGGGCUUUGAAGAAUGUAGAUGCAGCCAAGGAGAAGAGCCCAUGGAUGAAUGAGAUUCACCAAUUUCCAGUUCCAUCCCUCUAUCUCUAAACUAUUCCUCUCUCUCUUUUUAUUUAACUAAACUUCACUUUUUAAGUUAGUGAUGUUAAUUGAAUUUGAUUGAUUAUAUAUUUACAUGUAGUAUUAAAAUGAUAUGAAAAUUUUCUUUAUUAAAAAUAAAUCGCAAAAGUAUGAAUUUAUUAUA